CUACACUGUCAGAUCGCGUUUCCAGUCACACAAACAACACUUUUCGUUUCAAUAGGAAAACAAAUUGAAAAAGAAUAAAUUUCAGGCACCUUCAGCAUGGCGGACCAUGAGGAAUAUGGUCGUCCGCUGGCAACUAUUGCCGAUAUAUUCGACGAGCUGGAACGCACUAAUGCGACACGCGUGCCGCAGGUCCUGCAGCAAUUGGAGAAAAUCAUGGAGCCGGAGGACGAAAUGCUGCUGGCUGAAGGCAAUCGGCGGGGGAAAAAACCAAUUUUUGACGACUAGGCACCAACCAAAUUUUCACGUCACAAACCUAACGGGUGACACCUGCCAAGGUGUUGGCCUGGCAAUUAAUGACUGGCUCAACUUUUCACAUUCACAUUCACGUGCUCGAGCUGGGCAAACAAAGCCAUCCAGAAAAGCUGAAAGCGUCAACAGUAACACGCAAGCCAAGGGCUGGGCUCUAAAGUAUACAAACAAAUUGUGACAAAGUUGCGGAAAUUUAAUUAAAAUCAAAUACAACCUA
This is a messenger RNA of Drosophila elegans, 526 nucleotides long. RefSeq lists its product as uncharacterized. The transcript is spliced from 2 exons. The coding region runs from base 97 to 285 and encodes 62 amino acids. The record is from RefSeq and is a predicted model, not a curated record. Lineage: Eukaryota; Metazoa; Arthropoda; Insecta; Diptera; Drosophilidae.